Molecule: messenger RNA, 1801 nt
Organism: Juglans regia (Persian walnut)
Lineage: Eukaryota; Viridiplantae; Streptophyta; Magnoliopsida; Fagales; Juglandaceae
Product: E3 ubiquitin-protein ligase RFI2
Exons: 6
Coding region: 296-1573 (425 amino acids)
Molecular function (GO): ubiquitin-protein transferase activity
Source: RefSeq, a predicted model, not a curated record
CCUUACAAUCUAAAACGUCGCCACUACAAGUAGCAGAUAAACAUGAUCGAAUAGCGGCGACGUCGUUCUCCUAGCAACCCGGACCAAUUUCCGGUGCUUGUUUUCUUGAGAUGUAAUCAUUUUCCGGUGCUUGUUAGUUAAAUAAUUCCACGUUAGAUUCCAAGAUAGUCAAUGUGAAUUCCAAACCACGUAAUCCGACAGGUACGAGAGAAGGAAAAACAGAAAGAGGGAGGGAGAGAGAGAGAUUCAGAUUUUUGGCAGAAAUAUAGGUUGUGGGUUUUGGUUAGUGGAGGAAAUGGUGGGCUUGGAACGACAAAUUGCUCAUCACCAUCGUCUUCAAAUGGAUGGUGAUGGUGGUGCUGGUGCUGGGGUUGUGGCGCCUAAAGCUUCUGGGGUUUCAUGCUCGAUUUGCUUGGAUUUGGUGUCCGAUGAUGGGGGCAGAUCGACGGCUAAGCUGCAAUGUGGGCAUGAGUUCCAUCUGGACUGCAUUGGCUCUGCAUUCAAUAUGAAAGGAGAAAUGCAGUGCCCAAAUUGCCGAAAGGUUGAGAAAGGCCAGUGGUUAUAUGCAAAUGGCUCAACUCAUUCAUUUCCAGAGUUUGGCGUGGAUGACUGGAAUCCUGAUGAGGAUCCCUAUGACCUACAUUACUUUGAAAUGCCAUUUAGAGUUCAGUGGUGUCCAUUUGGUGAGUUAGAGCGAAUUCCUCCAUCUUUUGAGGAAGUGGAAUCUCCAUCUACCACCUAUCACAACUUGCAGGAACACCAUGGCACGCCUGCUGAGCCCAUUGCCACAUCAUCUCUAGCUCAUCAUUAUGUUGCAUACGUUGGACCAAUUCCACCUGCAUCCUCGAGAUCUAGUGAUAGCAUUGAUGAACCUAACUUCAUUUAUCCCUGGAAUGGUCUAUCUGGACACAAUGAGAUAUUUAAUCCCCAUACUUUUCCCGCCAGUAGCAUCCAAUACCAUGGUUGGGGCCAUCAUUCCCCUCCAUUCUCCCAAUUUGGUAGCCAUAUCAAUGGUGCUGAUCCAGCUUCUGUUCCACCUGUGAUACGGGUAUCUACUCACAGUGAUUCUGAUCCUAUUACAAGGUCCAGAUUUCAUUCAUACCCACUUCUCUAUGCUCAUGGGUCAAGUCCUAGAGUGGGAAACUCAAUUUUCUCCACAGGUGUUCCUCAUUAUCCAGGAUCCAAUGCUCAAACCCAUGAAGUGAUCCAUGUUUCCCAUGCCUUCCAUCUUCAGCAACGACCUAGCAAUUCGCCAGGCAUUCCCUCACCUAGCACUCCUGUGGUGAGGAGAAUCGAGGGUCCUGGGGUUUUGCCUCUAAUAGUGCCUGCCCCCAUACAACCCGAUCGCAGUGGCAGUUUUCAUAUCAUUCCUCAACCUCCUUCAGUACCAAACUUUCAUGAAGUAGAAAAUCUUUUGCCGAAUCGAUAUGAUGCAUGGGAAAGAGAGCACUUGUCUCAUUUCCCACCAUUGGUAUCAGACAGGGACUCAGUAUGGGGAUCAUCCCAUCAAACUGCUGCUGACUCUGAUUCUGUUAGCAGGUCUAGCGGUGUAUGGCGUAGUCACCGGUCCUAGAGGGUGUGCUCCCCUACUGUAGUUGCACAAGUUUGUAAACCAAUUUAUCCCUUCAAAACUCCCAAAUGAAUUCAAUCUAAAUUAUGAUGGGAACUUAACUGUGGGUAUUCCCAAGCAUUUGCCCAUUUUUUUGUACAUCUCUUAAGAACUUGUUUUGUCUUGUAAACACAGAUCCUGUAAAUCUCUUGGCAUUCUAGUGGUGCUAGAACUUUAGUUUCUUUCCCGGAA